Molecule: messenger RNA, 1978 nt
Organism: Lobosporangium transversale
Lineage: Eukaryota; Fungi; Mortierellomycota; Mortierellomycetes; Mortierellales; Mortierellaceae
Exons: 3
Coding region: 37-1947 (636 amino acids)
Biological process (GO): proteolysis
Cellular component (GO): cytoplasm
Molecular function (GO): calcium-dependent cysteine-type endopeptidase activity
Source: RefSeq, a predicted model, not a curated record
UCUCUCUCUCAUAUUUACCUGCACCUGUACCUGUCCAUGCCCAAGAAAUUCAAAUCCAGCAAAAAAAUCUCCAACGAGGCACUGUCGACUAUCGUGGCCGCUGUAGCCAAGCAUAACAAGACACUCCAAUUGCCCUCUGUAACGUUGGUGGCUACAUCGGCCAUGGUGGCUGCUCGUGAGGCCUGUGCUGCCAAGGUCGAUGCUAUUGUAGAAGAAUGUUUGGCUAAGAAUGUCAAGUUUCGAGACUCCAAAUUCGACUUGUUGAAUGAUCGUCGUAACUGUCUUUACGCAUCCUUGAUCAGUGAGACCGUUUACAAAGACAUUGCAGGAACUAAACGUAUCACGGAUUUGUUCAAAAACCCAGUCUUUUUCUUGAAUGGCGCUAGUCCUGAUGAUAUCAAGCAGGGCUCUGUAGGAGAUUGUUGGUUUGUGGCAUCUCUUGCCGUUAUUUCCAACAUUCCAGGACUUUUGGAGCAACUCUGUGUCAAGAAGAAUGAGCAAGUGGGUGUUUAUGGAUUCAUCUUCUUUAAAGAUGGCGAUUGGGUUUCGACCGUUGUGGAUGAUCAAAUGUUUUACAAGAUCGAUCCAGUGACACAUAGCCGAUCCCUCUAUUUCAGUUCUUGUUAUGAGGAACGGGAAUCAUGGUUGCCCUUGAUGGAAAAGGCUUAUGCAAAGAUCCAUGGGGAUUACGAAACCUUAACAGGAGGCUAUACAUCAGAAGGAAUUGAAGAUUUAACAGGAGGUACAGCCUCUAUGAUGUUCAGCAGUGAUAUCUUAGACAAGGAUCGAUUCUGGGAAGAGGAGAUGAAGCAAGUUAACAAGGUUACCCUCAUGGGAUGUUCCAUUAACUACCAAGAAAGUGAUCCAGAGAAUCAUGGAAUCCAGUCUGGACAUGCUUACAGUGUUCUUAACGUUGCCGAAUAUGACGGAGAGCGCCUUGUUCAUAUCCGCAACCCAUGGGGCAAGAUUGAAUGGAAUGGGGACUGGUCAGAUCAAUCCGACAAAUGGACACCGGACGCUAUCAAGACCCUUAAAUUGGAGGACAAGGAUGACGGGCGAUUCUGGAUGCCCUAUGAUGAAUUUCUGAGAAUCUUUACGACUAUUGACCGAUGCAGAGUCUUUGAUGCUACCUGGUCUGUCGCCUCUAGCUGGAUCCCUUACAAUGUUGAACCUCGUUCAAGCGGCAAAUUCCAAUUCAAGCUUAAUCAACCUGGUGAGACCGUCAUCGUGCUGUCUCAACCCGAUACCCGUUAUUAUGGAGCCUUCAAUGCAGAGUUCAUCUAUACGUUGUCGUUCCACGUCUAUGAUCAGGAUGAGAAACUGAUCCGACGCGCCAAAAUCACAGUCCCCUAUUCUCGGCGUAGUGUCAAUUGUGAACUCAAACUUGCAGCAGGCACGUACACAGUCAUCCCCCAUGUUCACCGCGAACCCACGGAUAUCCGGCCCGAUACCGAGAAUAGUAGUACUGAUAAUGCCAUCAAUCCUUCAACACGCAUUGAUGAUGUAGAGGUCGUUGUAGAUCCUGUCAAAAUGGAUAAGAGUUCAUACAUGUUCCAACAGCGUAAAGCUACUUUGGUCCGGUCUAUGUCUAUGGCACGUAUCACAGGAAGGAAGCUGUUGGGUGUAGAUGAUGAGGAUUAUGAGGCAAAUAAUAACAAGCCCAAGCAACUAGAGGAGCAACGAUGGCAACUGAUGUUAGGCCUCCGUGUAUACAGCCACGACCGGGCCAUCACUGUUGAUGGAAACCCUGGUGUUCACCCAUCGUUGAAGCGUCCUCAAGAGGGUCGUUUGGAUGUGGAGGAAAAAGAAGAUCCCGAAAGUGUCACUGCGACGCUUGCAGAUAAAAAAGAAUUGAGUACUGAACCUGAGGAGAUCGAGGAGGAGGCGCCCCAAACAUCUGUUAAGAAGUUUGCUUUCCGGAAGGUUUAUUUAGAGAAUAGACAGUAGAAUGACUUCUUUUUCAUCGCUCUAUAAAAAC